CGCGGUGGCCCAGCGGAAAGGUCACGUGUCGCGUCCACGCGUUGGGAGUUGCAAAACGCUCCAAUGCCUCCCGUUCGAUCCUCCUUCCGCUCUCUUCUUCUUUUGCAUUUUCCCAUUUUCCUAUAGUCCCAUUUUUCCACUUAGCUCAUCAUCUCUUUCUCUAAUUUCUACCGUCCAACUGUUUGUCUCGGGUUUUCUGUUCUUCAUCCUGCAUGACACCCUACAAUGGCGCUACCCACCACGAGGAACGGCGCCAUCGCCCUGACCGGACUCAGCGCCCGGUCACUGAAAAGCACAUUCCUCGUGAGCAACAUCCACUGCGCCUCCUGCGUCGCCUACAUCGAUGAAGUCCUAUCGGGCAUUGCAGGCGUGAUCAAGGUUGAUGUGUCCGUCCUCACGCACGAAGUCCGCGUCAUGCACAUUGCAGGCGUGGAGCCGCCCGAUCUGGCCAAAGCGCUGAUUGAUGCCUCCUUCGACGUGCACCAUGCUACAAGCUACGAGCCGAAGGGUUCCGUCGUCGCGGACUUUGACACGACCGCGUGGCUGCCCCGCGACUCGAUUUUCGCCGCCGGGCCCAGUCAACAGCAACCCGGUGCCGCGCAUGCGGCAACCUUGGCCCCGGGCAAUCGACACAUCGAGAACUGCGAUGCCUGCCGGCAGGAGGAGCUCGAGAGGCUUGCUGCUGAGGCCGACCUGUCGGACGGUAAUCUGCGCUACCAGGCCAGCGCCGAUUCCAGCACCGACCCGUCGAACGACAAGGUCGCCGGGCGCGUGUCCCAGCGGCCAGUGCCUGGGAGUUCUACAGAGGACGUGGCGUCGCAGUCACCCUCUCCGGCGAAUGGCUCGUUGCAGUCGCCAGAAGAGAAGUUCAAUGCGCGCGUGAGCAUUGGCGGAAUGAGCUGUGCCUCAUGUGCGAACAGCAUUACCAACGAAGUCAAGCAGCUCGACUUUGUUCAGAAUAUCACCGUCAACCUACUCACAAACAGCGCGGCUGUCAUCUUCAGUGGCCCGCGAGCGAAUGCCGGGAAGAUCGUCGAGCAGAUUGAGGACAUCGGUUUUGAAGCUUCGCUCGAUGAGGUCCAGAGCCUGACUGUUCCCCCGAAACGCAAGGGGCCUACGCCGACUUACGUCGCAGAAAUUGCCAUCAGCGGCAUGACGUGCGGUUCUUGCUCGGGCGCGGUCACUCGCGGGCUUGAAGAACUGCCUUUCGUGGUAGAAGUGUCCAUCAACCUCUUAACUCACAGCGGAAGAGUCGAAUUUCAGGACCGUAACAAUAUUGACGCUAUUGUGGAAAAGAUCGAAGACUUAGGGUACGAUGCUUCGAUCAACAGUGUUUCUCCCAAGGGCGCAUCCCAGGAGAGCGAGAUCGUUGAAGAAAGAACGGUUUCUGUUCACGUGGAUGGCAUGUUCUGUCACCAUUGCCCGGAGAAGAUCUUCAAAUCCGUCGAAGGCCUGCCAAAUGUCAAGGUGCAGGGUGCGCUCUCCGUCAAGAACCCCAUUCUCACAGUGACAUAUACGCCCGAACCCCCCUCCCUCACCGUAAGGACGAUACUGCAAACCAUCAGCAAAUCGCACGAGUCAUUUACAGCCACUGUAUACCACCCCCCGAGUGUGGAAGACCGGUCUCGCGCGAUGCAACGACAUGAAAGACGGCGCCUCCUUACUCGGUUCAUCUUUGUUUUGGCAGUGGCUAUCCCCACUUUCUUACUUGGGAUCGUAUUCAUGACUUUGGUGUCAUCGAACAAUCCGACUCGCAAGUACCUUGAAGAGCCAAUGUGGGCGGGCGAUGCGUCGCGCCUCGAGUGGGCACUGUUUAUCAUGACCACACCUGUUAUGUUCUACGGUGCGGACAUAUUCCACGCGCGAGCGAUGAAAGAGAUCUACUCGCUUUGGCGACCGGGCAGUCGUGUACCGAUCCUGCGGCGGUUCUACCGCUUCGGUAGUAUGAACCUUCUGAUCUCCGCUGGCACCAUGGUGGCUUAUGUCUCCUCCUUGGCUGUGCUUAUCAUGGAUGCCUCCAUGGGGCCUUCCUCCAGCACCCAUAGCUCUACCUACUUCGAUACCGUGGUCUUCUUGACCAUGUUCAUCCUUGCAGGGCGCUUUAUGGAGGCAUACAGCAAGGCCAAGACGGGUGACGCAGUUGCAUCGCUCGGAAAGCUGCGACCAAGCGAGGCCUUGCUCAAGGUCUCUGAAAGUGUUGCGGGCGGCGCAGAAACAGGAGCCGACACCAAAGACGGCGGCUACCAACGGAUCAGUGUCGAUAUGCUGGAAAUCGGCGAUGUGGUCAGCAUUCCCCACGGAGCCUCGCCCCCAGCCGACGGCGUGGUAGUCAGGACCGGCUCCUACCAGUUCGACGAAAGCUCAUUGACCGGCGAAUCGAAACCCGUGCACAAGUCAGCGGGCGACCCUGUGUAUACGGGGUCUGUCAACAUGGGACAGCCCGUUGAUGUCAAGGUCACUGCACUUGGAAGUUCUUCCAUGUUGGAUCAAAUCAUCUCGGUAGUACGAGAAGGCCAGAGCAGACGAGCACCCCUCGAGAGGGUGGCAGACCUCCUAACCUCUCACUUUGUCCCGACAAUCACCCUCAUCGCCAUUCUGACCUUCGUCAUCUGGCUCUCCCUUGGCCUGUCUGGAACGCUUCCCGAGGAUUACCUCGACGUCAGCCGCGGCGGUUGGACGUUCUGGAGCCUGGAGUUCGCGAUCGCGGUUUUUGUCGUCGCCUGUCCCUGUGGCCUUGCCCUCGCCGCGCCCACCGCGCUCUUCGUUGGCGGCGGUCUGGCUGCUCGACAGGGGAUUUUGGUGAAAGGCGGCGGCGAAGCCUUCCAAGAAGCGAGUCGUCUCGACGCGAUCGUGUUCGACAAGACCGGGACCCUCACCGAAGGAGGCAGCCUGCAGGUUUCUGACCAUGAAGAGCUCAUCACCGACCCAGACCUGAUGUCCAUUGCCUGGACCGUCACCCGCAAGCUGGAAGAGAGCAGCAACCACCCCAUCGCCCGGGCCAUCGCCAACUUCUGCCGCGAGAAGCCAUACGCCCAAGUCUCCAGCGUCGACGAGAUCGAGGAAAUUUCCGGUCAAGGCAUGAAAGGCACCUUCACCAUCACCACCAGAAGCCCCAGUGGCACCGAACACCACCACCACCACCAACAACAACAACAACAACAGUUCGAAGCCGCCAUCGGCAACCAACGCCUCCUGCACGCCCUCACCAACACCAACCCCGACGACCCAAGCCUCACCGACCUGACCAACCGGCUCACCCAGCACCAAACCGCCGGCAAAUCCACCGCCAUCCUCCUCCUCCGCUCCCUCACUCCCAACAAUACCAACAACACAAAAAACCCCUUCACCCCGGCCCUCCUCUUCGCCAUAACCGACACAGUCCGCCCCUCCGCCGCCCGCAUCAUCCACGCGCUCCACCGCCGCCAGAUCUCCGUCUACAUGUGCACCGGGGACAACCGCACCACCGCGCUGGCCGUGGCCUCGCAACUGGGCAUCCCGCCCACCCACGUGCAAGCCAACGUCACCCCGGCCGGCAAAGCCUCCUUCAUCCGCUCGAUCCAGAACCCCGCGUCAUCAUCAUCAGCAGACCUCGAAUCCCAGCGCUCUGCCAGCCGGAAGAUCGUCGCCUUCGUCGGCGACGGCAUCAACGACUCGCCCGCCCUGACAGCCGCAGACGUCAGCAUCGCGCUGGCCACGGGCUCGGACGUGGCCAUCAACUCCGCCAGCUUCAUCCUGCUGCACGCGGACCUGGCCGCCAUCCUGCAGCUGGUGCGCCUCAGCCGACGGGUUUUUCGGCGGGUGAAGUGGAAUUUCGCCUGGGCGUUGGUCUACAACUGCUGUCUGGUGCCCGUGGCGGCCGGCGUGUUCUAUCCGCUCGUGAGCGGGCGGAAGCACCCCGCCCCGGGCGCGGUGGUGGCCACGCAUUGGCGGCUGAGUCCCGUGUGGGCGUCGUUGGCGAUGGCGUUGAGUAGUAUCUCCGUCGUGUGUAGUAGUUUGGCGUUGGCGGGGGAGUGGAGGUGGACGGUGAGGAGGGAUCGCAGGGCAGGAAGAGCUUAG
This is a messenger RNA of Aspergillus japonicus CBS 114.51, 4056 nucleotides long. RefSeq names its product putative copper resistance-associated P-type ATPase. The record is from RefSeq and is a predicted model, not a curated record. Gene Ontology annotation, molecular function: ATP binding; ATP hydrolysis activity; P-type divalent copper transporter activity. Gene Ontology annotation, cellular component: membrane. Lineage: Eukaryota; Fungi; Ascomycota; Eurotiomycetes; Eurotiales; Aspergillaceae. The transcript has 2 exons. Gene Ontology annotation, biological process: copper ion homeostasis; monoatomic cation transport. Bases 226 to 4056 code for a protein of 1276 amino acids.